AUGGCGGGAAAAUAUGACGAAGAAUGGUUAGAGAGGGAAUUUGUAGGAUACGGUUAUACUUCUCCUGAUCCAAAAUGGCCAGGAGGUGCUAAGAUCGCUGUCAAUUUCUUGAUUCAAUAUAACAUGGGUGCUGAACUAAACCCAGCCGAAGGAGACGAAUACGCAGAUGGACAUCUCCUUGAGAUCCCUAGGAAAACACCAACCACAGAGAGAAGUGACAUGUUAGAAUCUCAAAUAGAGUUCGGGGCUAUGAUGGGGGUUCCUCGUUUGCUCGCUUUGUUCAAAAAAUAUAACAUGCCAUGCACUUGGAACAUUUACACCCGCGCGCUUGAACAAGCUCUUUAUUGGGUUAAACCUAUCCUCGAAGCAGGUCACGAAAUGUCUUUAGGUGGACAUCGUUGGUGGAAUAACAUGGAUAUCUCUCCUGAGACGGAAGAUGAAUUGAUCAAUCUCAGUAUUGACAAGUUGCAAGAGUUGACCGGUGAUAAGACUUUGCCCAAAGGAUGGUUCAUGGAUCGUCGUUCGAACAUCUCUACCAAACUUUAUUCCCUUGCUCAUUCUACAAGAAACCUUCCUCUCCUUUACUCAUCCGAUUCUCAAACGGAUGAUUUACCAUACUACCAACCAUCACUAUCAGGUGAAUCAGAAGGACUCUUAAUGUUACCAAUGUCUUACGAUACAUCCGAUUGGAGGUUCAACGGUAAAGGUUCAGGAUGGGCGUCACCAAAAGAUUUCGCAACUUAUCUCAUUGAUACUUUUGAUUGUUUAUACGCCGAAGGAUCAAGAGGAGAAGGGAGGAUGAUGACUGUUCUUUUACAUCCUCAUAUUAUCGGAAGAGCGACUAGAACUUCUUGGUUUGAAGGUUUUUUAAAGUAUAUAAGUGAGAAAGAAGGUGUUUGGGUAGCUACUAGGGAAGAAAUCGCUAAUCAUUGGAAAGAGACUUUUCCUUAUGAUAAAAAGAAAGCUUUUGGACAGACUGGUCAAGCUCCUUGUGGACAGAUACAUUUCCAGUAG
Molecule: messenger RNA, 1014 nt
Organism: Tremella mesenterica DSM 1558
Lineage: Eukaryota; Fungi; Basidiomycota; Tremellomycetes; Tremellales; Tremellaceae
Exons: 5
Coding region: 1-1014 (337 amino acids)
Biological process (GO): carbohydrate metabolic process
Molecular function (GO): hydrolase activity, acting on carbon-nitrogen (but not peptide) bonds
Source: RefSeq, a predicted model, not a curated record